This is a messenger RNA of Mesitornis unicolor (brown roatelo), 476 nucleotides long. Its product is annotated as motor neuron and pancreas homeobox protein 1-like. The record is from RefSeq and is a predicted model, not a curated record. NCBI's taxonomy places the organism in Eukaryota, Metazoa, Chordata, Aves, Mesitornithiformes, Mesitornithidae. The annotation marks the transcript as partial. Gene Ontology annotation, cellular component: nucleus. Gene Ontology annotation, biological process: neuron projection morphogenesis; regulation of DNA-templated transcription; spinal cord motor neuron cell fate specification. Gene Ontology annotation, molecular function: sequence-specific double-stranded DNA binding; DNA-binding transcription factor activity, RNA polymerase II-specific. The transcript is spliced from 2 exons.
CUGCUCCGCAGUCUGGCUUGAUGGGGAAGUGCCGUCGGCCCCGCACAGCCUUCACCAGCCAGCAGCUCCUGGAGCUAGAGAACCAGUUCAAGCUCAACAAGUACCUGUCCAGACCCAAGCGCUUCGAGGUGGCCACAUCGCUGAUGCUCACUGAGACGCAGGUGAAGAUCUGGUUCCAAAACCGACGCAUGAAGUGGAAGCGGAGCCGCAAAGCCAAGGAGCAGGGGGCUCAGGUGGAGGCUGAGAAGCAACGAGGGCUCAGCAAAGCCUGUGAGAAGCUGCUGCCCAGCGAGCCCCGGGGACAGGCUUCUGAGAGCCCCGAGUUCAUGGGGCACAGCCCCGGCUCGGGCUUCCUGCACCACAACACCACUGAACUGGGCUACAGCCUGGACUCCUCCUGCUCAGGGGGUGAGGAGGAAGAGGAAGAAGAGGAUGAGAUGGGUGCCACGGAGAGGAAGAUCGGCUCUGUGUUGUGA